AUGGCCCACCACGUUCAUGGGAGACGGUCAGCCAGCGACAAAUGGCCGCCUUCACUACCAGAUCAGCAAGAAACUCUGGUAGACAAGACAUUUGUGUUCAGCGCCGAUGAGCUUAUUGCUUCGACAUUAGUUGGGCGAGGCAGCUUGCUUCACAAACCUGGCAGGCUAGUAACGCUCAAAACUCGUUCUAUAACUUCAAAGAGCUCAGACUCUGAUGAGAAUACAAGCGCAGAAGCUUCUGGUGGUAUCAGAGUCGUGAGCACACCUGGUCGUUUCUUUGGUGAAAGGGACUGGACACGCUCUACAGUCAAGCGUAAACAGGACCAUGCCUCAUUGGACGCUGAUUUUGAUGACCAUUCUGGGCAUAAUCAUCGUCAGCGCCAUAGGCAUCGCCAAGUCAAGAAAUGGCUGGAAGAUGAUGAGCCGCGCGAUGACGGUACGCAUCGUGCCAAACCGGGUAGACGAUCACUUGGCCAUGGACGGCCGGUGAUAGGAAGAGCUGGUGAUGCUGACAAGCGACCUCGGGCUCCAUCUGGAGGGUCUCGUUAUGCGUCUUCUGGUACACAGACAGCAGCUGGAUCAGCAUCGCCUUCUGCUGGUGACAGACCUGUGCUUCCUGGACAGGGUGGAGGUGACAAGCCUGGAGGCAUUGGUUCUGGUAGUGUACAGGCACCAAGCGGAGUAUUGCCUCCAGUCACGGCAGGAGACCCAAGACUGACAAGUCCUUCUGCUGGCCCUGCGGCUCCAGGAACCAUUGCUGGACCUGCCGUUCCUGCCCCAAAGCCUGGUGUUCCUGUUCAAUCAGGACCGGGUCCUCAGCAACCUUCCCACACUGGAGACGUUACACCUUCACCAGCGGCUCCUCCAGCGUCUAGUGGGCAAAACAUCCCACCGCCAGCCUCAGUCCCAGGCGUCCCAGCUGUUCAGCAACCUGGAGAUGUCGCAACUCCGGUAUCGAAGGAGCCAAAGGUCUUGCCACCAACUUCACCUCCUGCUGGACCAGCCGUGAUACCCAUCACAAACCCAGCUGUGCCUCCUCCAGCAUCGACUGAGCCCAAGGUUCUACCACCAGCCUCAGCCCCAAGCGGCUCUGCUGUUGUACCCAUCACGAACCCGGCAACAAGCGCGCCAGGCUUGCCUCCCCCACCGCAACAGCUCAUUCCCCUCAAAGACCAAUACAUGCUCGCAGCGACUGGUCAAUCAACCCAGAUCCGCAGUUCAACGCCAGGCAUCAGCGCUGGUACUGUCCCGUCUGACCACAUCGUCUUCUCAACCCCAGACACCGGCACUCAAGCGUUUCUUACUUCGUCAGGACCCAUAGUCUUUGAGACUUCCUUGGAAGCGAUCAAGGCUAACAUCAGCGAGUUUCCGCUGUCGUUGAGCGAUCCUUUGAGACGAGAUUUUGGUGCGGCUUGGAAACUUGACGAAAAUGCUUCGUACCUUCAGAGUGCUGAUGUCAAUUUGAAGCUUGGAUCGGAUGGCAAAUCUCUCGAGAUGACCGGCCUCAAGGUCAAGGUGUCCAAAGAUACAAGCAGCGCUCCGCUUGUGUUCUCUACUGAUGCCAAAGUCCUCAACGACGAGUUCGAGACUGGGUUUGCUGAUAUCACAAAAGAUACUAGUAUUACUACUCGUACUGGCAUUGAUCGGUACCCAGGCCAUCUCCUUCUUGGCUUGGAAGUAAGUUCUGCCAACGGUGGAUUCGAGAAUCUUGGAGAUCUCUGUGCAGUCGCUCACAUAAGCCCCAAGCCCUGGCUCAAGACAUUGCUUAAAUUGACCAAGAUCACAUUUGGUGGUUUAGCUGGUACUCCAGCUCGCAACGCAAUGUGGUACAUCCCCGGUCCAGGGUCUGGGUGCUGUAUCCGUCUCGAAGCCUCCCUCGACCUCAAAGAGGGAAUAGUCACCAAACUGGACAAAUACCUCGCUGGUUGGGUUGACCACAUCCCUCCCAUGUCUGUCAUUGCUAAGAGAACUGUGUCUCCAUCAUCUGGUCCUUGGGGAGAUGCAUACACUAUUGGAGAGCUUACCAUAGCUGCAGAGCCAGACUAUAAGGGUGAGAAGCGUGCGUUGGGUAUGUAUGUGUCUAUCGGAGAAGAUCAUAUCAAUAUCUUCUUUGUGUGCUACUCCAAAGCGCUUCAGUGGCCAGCUCUUAAGGCCUGGAUCCAGAAGACCUGUCCCGAAGUGGGCAAGGCCAUUGACGAUUUGGAGAAGAUUCUUUCCAAUACUGGCCACGGAUCCAAAACUCAGAAUUCCAGUACUUCUCACAUAUACUGGAGAAGAGCGACCGUUACACUUCAGAACAAAGAGGCAGGUGGUCUAACUCUGGCCGGUAUGCGCUUGGAGCUCGAAGCUUCGAUGCAAGUGCUUGUGCCAACGGACAAGCAUUCGGUCUUCACUAUGGAGUUCACCUGGACCAAGGGCACUGGGGUGUUCUCAGGCGAGUGUGAGUUCAACGGCGUUGGAAACGUAAUGGGACAGGGCAACCCUCCACUGCAGUACUAUCUUGACUACGAACGAUGGGACAAAUUCUCUUAUCUUGACCCGUCAGAGCCAUAUAUGUCGCUACGCUGCCUCGACAGUAGUUUCGUGCAGAACCUACCGUUCGGCGUUCCCACUGAGAUUACUGAGGCCGAUCUCUAUGUCUCUAAUGAGAGUCUGCACGUCAGUGGUCGUCUUGAAGCUUUGAUGGGGAAACCAACGGAGACUUCAGUCGUCUCAGAUCCUUCAAAGGUUCCCUCCUUACAGAUCGACCACACCAUGCUAGGGUUCUCUUUCAACUACGUAUACGCAUCAAAGGCACUAAAUAUCGUUCUUGACGGAGCCAUCACCCUUCUCCCUCUCAAGGAAGGCGACCAGCCAGCAUCGCUGGCGGCAAUGAUCAUGUAUUCGUCAGAACAGGGCCUGGUGUCUUUUAGUGCGCACGCAUCGCAUAUUCCAAUGACAGCUCUGCACUCUUUGUUCGCUGCAGGUGAAGAGAAGACGCAUGCGAUGUCUAUUCUGGAAAGUAUUGAGCUGCAACGCAUUGCCUUCGACAUUACGGCGGGCAAGGGCCAGCCAACUAAAGUCAGCUUUGAAGCAGGCCUCAAGAUCUCUAGUAUUCUGCUGGAGACAAAGUUCAAGCGUACGGAUGUCAACACUUGGUCUCUCACUGCGAAACUGCACGAAGAGACCACAGCAGCUGGCAAAGCGUCAAAGGAGUUCACACUCGGCGACGCUGUGCAGAAGCUCUUGGGCCAGGAAAUUGUAGAUAUCCUGCCAGGCUUUGUGACAGGAACAACGUUCAAAACAUCUAAACCUCAGGAGGAUAAGUUCGACAUUAUCGUGACUCGUCUGAACGGUACAAAGCCACAUAUCGUUUUCGGUGCAGAGAUGAAGUUUGGAAUGCUUCACGUCCAAUUUGUCCAGCUGGUUCCUAUCACAGGAAAGGCAGAUAAGCCCUCGCCCAUAAAGAGAAUGAUACGCGUCUCUCUGGGACCGCUACCUUCUAUCUCGAAGCUGCCGAUCCUUGGAAACCUGGACAUACCAUUUGAUGCCCUUGAGUUCCUCUGGGUCAAUACCAUGUUCACACAAGAGGACAUCACUACUCUGAAUGGAAGCGCCCAGAUGUUUGUGAAUCAGCCCUUCAAGAUGAGGCCUGAGGAUAAAGAGUUGUCCGAAGGCUUCCACUUCCGUCUGGUUGGUAGCCAGGGUGUCUUCCUCGACCAUGUCUUCGGUCAGGACAAGCCAGAGAAGAAGAAGACCCCAGCAGGUGCGGUUACUACUGGCUCAAAGGGGACUCCUGCUCCCGUCCAGGAGAAGAAGCCAUCCACAGAAGCAGCUGUUCCCAGUGGUGGCGCGCCCGCGACGACAGCUGCACUAGCAAAGAAGAAGGGACCUCUCACUCUCUCAGGCAUCUCGUUGUCCUACGAAGGUGGCGUCUUGCGCAUCCAUCUUGACGCCAGUGUUCUCAUCGGGCCCAUCAGUGCUGGUAUUCAGGGUCUGACUCUCGUCGUCAGACUCGACUCCAAGCAGAUCCAUGGACUACACGAUAUUCUGCAUGUUCCGAUUGACGUCGAGGUUGAAGGGUUCGACAUGUCGUUCACUCGUAUGCCAAUCCAAAUCGCAGGUGCUCUGCACCACAAGCCUGGCACUAAAGCGUACUUUGGAGGCGUUGCUAUCUCAUUGAGCACCUUUUCUAUCGCAGCACUUGGUUCGUAUGAGCAAGUUCCAGCCAACGCCGCAACAGGUACACCGGAAUAUGAUUCAUUCUUCAUCUACGCGAUGAUGGAGGGACUCAUUUUCACCAUGGGUUGGGCCGAGAUUCGUGGACUGAUGGCUGGCUUUGGCUACAACUCACGUCUCCGACUACCGACUGUGGAGCAGCUGUCUUCCUUCCCACUCAUUCAGGGUUUUGACCAGGCGGGAGGCUUCAAUAUGAACCAGGCUGUUAAGUCACUGACAGGUCCUGAUGCUUUUGUGACGCCUAGUAUGGGAUCCAUUUGGCUGGCACUUGGUCUUGUCAUCCGAGCUUGCGAGGCCAUUGACAUGCGUGCUGUUGCAACAGUAGCUCUCGGACCGAACCAGACUGACAUUGGUCUGAUUGCCCGAGCAACCGCUACCCUUCCUAGACGUGCGAGCCCUGACAAGGCUCUUGUUCUUAUUGAUCUCUCUGUGGUUGGCAAACUCGACCUUGUUAAUGGCGAGCUCUCAGUUGACGGUCUCAUCAAUCCCACUUCUUUCAUUCUCAACAAGGAUUGCCGUCCCUCCGGUGGGUUUGCCAUCAGAAGUUGGUUCGGCAAGAAUAACCCACAUUCAGGUGACUGGGUGAUCAGUUUCGGUGGCUAUCAUCCUAUGUACCAAGUCCCUGCGCAUUAUCCUCGUCCACAGCGAUUGGGUAUCUCGUGGACGCUCAGCUCAAACUUAAGGGUCACUGGCAAUGCAUACGCAGCUAUUACUCCAGGAGCCAUCAUGGCAGGAGGAAUGCUUCAAGCAGUCUUCUCUGCUGGCCCUCUUGGUGCACACUUUGACGCGCAUGCUGACUUCCUGGUCAACCUCAAGCCGCUACACUACGUGGCAGACAUGGCAGUAUCUGCAGGCGUGUAUUACGAGAUCAGAGUCUGGCGCUUCAGAAAGAAGAUCUCUGUCAAUGUUGGAGCCUCUCUACACCUCGAAGGACCACCGAUUCACGGCAGCGUGUACUUUGAUCUGUCCGUGGUCAGCUUCACUGUCAGCUUUGGCUCCGGAUCGUCCGAGGGCAAGAGAGCUAUCAGUCUACGUGAGCUUAUGGAGCUUGUGCUACAGGAAGCAGGCGAUACACGGAAAGCAGAUAAUUCCAUUGUUAACCCUCAUACAUUCACAGCUGUGUCUGGUCUUCUUGGAGACGACAAGAAGAAGAGUGACGCAGUCAACAAAGCUUCGGGUAACAAGGUGGCUUCUGCUAAGGAGCGUUGGCACGUCCGUAGCGACAACUUCAUCUUCUCAGUUCGAAGCGCGGUGCCAACUAACUCUAUUGGUAUCGAGGGACGCAGCGGUACUCAGUACCGUGGUAACUCCAUUAUCAGCAGACCCAUGCAGAUGAAGAACGACACAAGUGACUCUGCAAGGAUCAAAUCGACACUGGGCGUCAAGGUCAGGAAUGUCGGGGAGGACAAGAUCGUUCCCUUCCGCGAAGUAGCCAAGGUUGAAGAUCAAUUGCCAGCCAACUACUGGGGCCCUUAUUCAGAGAAUACUGCAGACUACAUGAGGCCUGAUAGGAUGCCCCCUACAGUCUCACACCUCGUCGGUGCGACUCUGGUACCGCCACCACCCGCAACUCCUGGGCAGUCCAUCCCCGUGUUCAAAUCAAUGCCACAAAACCACGAUGCUCCACCAUGGAGACCUGAAAUGAUUAAAAAAUCCGUUCGCUAUCUCGAUCACGCCAAUGCUAGAGACAGCGUCAAGUGGUCUCGUGUCAAGGGUGCCAUGGGUUUGGAGCCUGAGGCGAAGAGAGAGAAACCUCCUAUGGAUACAGUCUUAUUGACAGAGGUCGGAGAGGCAAAGGAGGCUGCUGCUCCCAAGCCGCAGUUAACCAAGCCAUACCGGCAAGGUAUUCUCGAUAGCUUCAUCAGCUUGGCCCACGGCGGGACAGACGCGGAGAGCCUCAAGGUCCAGAAGGCCUACAAGGGUAUUGGUGCUAAUGUUCCCGACGUCAUCUUGAACGACCCGCAGCGUUUCUAUAUCGGUCCUCCAGCAGUGUUUUGCAACUAA
Fusarium verticillioides 7600 is the source of this 6222-nucleotide messenger RNA. RefSeq lists its product as hypothetical. The record is from RefSeq and is a predicted model, not a curated record. Bases 1 to 6222 code for a protein of 2073 amino acids. NCBI's taxonomy places the organism in Eukaryota, Fungi, Ascomycota, Sordariomycetes, Hypocreales, Nectriaceae. The transcript is spliced from 2 exons.